AUGUCUUCGUCUCACUCGACCACCUUCACUACUUUCUAUAACACCAUCAAUGGCACCCUCCGUACCUCAAACACCACCUACACCUCAACCAACCCAGCAACAGGCACCACCCUUCAUGAAGCCCCAGUAGCCAGCUCAGCGGAUCUCGACGAAGCUGUCAUCGCAGCCAAUGACGCCUUCCUCACCUGGAAAAGCACCACCUGGAAACACCGGAGCGAGCUCCUAACGAAGCUAGCCGCCCUGAUCGCUGAAAAUGCGCCGUCAUUAACGGAAUUGUUGAUCGCUGAGACAGGAAAGCCGCGCAAGCAGAAAUCCAGAUAG
Molecule: messenger RNA, 321 nt
Organism: Aspergillus tubingensis
Lineage: Eukaryota; Fungi; Ascomycota; Eurotiomycetes; Eurotiales; Aspergillaceae
Product: aldehyde dehydrogenase
Exons: 2
Coding region: 1-321 (106 amino acids)
Molecular function (GO): succinate-semialdehyde dehydrogenase (NAD+) activity
Source: RefSeq, a predicted model, not a curated record